This is a messenger RNA of Rana temporaria (common frog), 2470 nucleotides long. It is a transcript of the gene B4GALT4, whose product is annotated as beta-1,4-galactosyltransferase 4. The transcript has 8 exons. Gene Ontology annotation, molecular function: glycosyltransferase activity. Lineage: Eukaryota; Metazoa; Chordata; Amphibia; Anura; Ranidae. Gene Ontology annotation, biological process: carbohydrate metabolic process. Bases 310 to 1356 code for a protein of 348 amino acids. The record is from RefSeq and is a predicted model, not a curated record.
CGUUCGGUCCUCCAGCUCUCUAUAGUUUAUAGCGGGACUGGAGCAGCAGCGAGUGCCUUGGGGGGAGAGGCAGGUGUAGCGCUCCCCUUAUAUAUACACACCAUAGGUAGCGGCGCCCUCCUGUGUUCACUGCCAGUUUAUCUUUGCACUUUAUUGGAGUUCCAUAAACGCUGGAUUCUCCGAGUGUUGGACAUGAGCGAUGAGACCUGCCCUGAGGAAGGACUGCUUGGUGGUCGACCCUCGAAGAUGAGAUGACCUGACGUAAUUUGCGAUUUUGAUAUUUGCGGUGCAGCGAUUCGGAGCCCAGCGAUGAUGGGACUGGGUAGCACCAUUGGCAAUUUCUUCUGCAGUAUAAGACUGCUGUUGUUCAUCGUUGUGUGUUUGAUGAUAGUUGGCUGGGCCAGCUUCUACUUGCGGGACAGCGCGCGUUUAAUCCCCACAUAUAAGGUGCCGGAUCGUUUCUGGAGGUGUCCGCCGCUUGAUAGGAGGUCGGAAGACAAAACGCCAUCGUCUGUGGAACAGACUGUGAAAGAAGAAUCAGAAAUUUGCCCUGCUCUGUCUCCGAAUCUGAAGGGGACCAUACCACUCUCCUUUGAGCCUUCCUUGAAUUUAAAAGAAGUACAGAAAAAGUACCCCAAUGUGGACAAUGGUCGCUACCACCCAGCCAGCUGCAGAGCCCAGCAACGUGUGGCCAUCCUCAUCCCACAUCGGAACCGGGAGAAACACCUCCUCUACCUACUAGACAACCUCCACCCCUUCCUGCAGCGGCAGCAGCUGGACUACGGCAUCUACGUCAUUCAUCAGGCUGGUGAUGGGAAAUUCAACAGAGCCAAGUUACUCAACGUCGGGUACCUAGAAGCAUUGAAAGAAGAGAAAUGGGACUGUUUCAUCUUGCAUGAUGUGGACCUGGUACCUGAAAACGAUUUCAACACCUACCUGUGCGACACCGAGCCCAAACACCUGGUGGUUGGCCGCAACGUCACCGGAUACAAGUUGUGGUAUAAAGGGUAUUUCGGAGGUGUGACUGCCAUGACCAGGAAUCAGUUUGCCAAGGUGAACGGUUAUUCAAACAAUUACUGGGGCUGGGGAGGCGAGGACGACGACCUACGGCUCAGGGUGACCUAUAAUAAGAUGACGGUGGUCCGGCCACCCCCGGAGAUCGCCCGCUACACCAUGGUCUUCCACACCAGGGACUCCGGAAACGAGGUCAACAACAGGAGGAUGAAGCUCUUGAAGGAAGUGUCCAAGGUCUGGAAGACGGACGGUCUGAAUUCCUGCACCUACAGGCUGCUGUCGGUGGAACACGAACCCCUUUACAUUAACAUCACAGUGGACAUAGGAAAGCCACAGUAUUAGCUGGACCUUCACACAUAAACAAGUUUUUCUAUAGAGACUACAGUCCAUGCAACUGGAACUGACCUGAUGCUGCAGAGCUGAAUUUUGUACUCUAUCUCCAUUUCACAUAUCAGAAGAGCAGACUCCCGGAAAACCCCCAUCAAUCAACAAUUUAAACUCCAAGGGAAGAAAAUCUUGUCUAGAGACUAUAUCGGAAGUACAGGAAAAGGAUGAGAGCUCCACAAGCCUUGAAAAAGUCCAGUAAGAUUUUAUUUUUUCGCAACUAGAUGUCUAAGAAGCCAACAUGUUUCGAGGUCUCAAAGCUCCCCAUUCAUCAGGUCUCGAAUGAUGAGGGUAAAGUUGGAAAGCCAACCGAUAAUGAAAUGUUUUAGGGUUGGCUUUCGGUUUCACGUUGCAAUUAUUGUCCAGUAUCUUUAAUUUACGAAGCCCUGAUAAAGAGGUAGUUCUAAGCCACUGAAACGUGUUGGCUUCUUGUGAAAAAUAAAAUCUUACUGGACUUAUUCAAGUUUUGUGGUGCUCCCUUUCUUUUAUUGUCCUUCAAAGCACUCCAGGGACCUAGGACACCUCCGUUGACAGAGGGCUGCCUCUUAAAGCGGAAUACUCGCCUCCUUAUCUGCCUAUCUUGGGGUUCAGUGCUCCACCAACACAUAUCUUGUUGGAGACCACAUCAGGGCAGAUACAACUUCACUGAACUAAAGCGGAAUACUCGCCUCCAUAUCUGCCUAUCUUGGGGUUCAGUGCUCCACCAACACAUAUCUUGUUGGAGACCACAUCAGGGCAGAUAAAACUUCACUGAACAUUUCUAAGGGUAAGCCGUUCUGAACUGUGGACCAACCCACGCCCUUACCUGUAUCUCACUGGGAAGUUUGUGGCCAUUUUGUGUUUUUUGUUAUUCAUACCAUCCAGGUCUGAAGAGGAAGAUCGUUACAUGAAGUUACAUCCAGCAGGGCAGUGACGUCACUACAAUUGUAGUCAAGCCACACUUCAGCUGCCCCCCAUAACAGAAGGUUCGUACCUCUGUACGAACCUGGGGCUGGAGGUAAACGCUACAAGAACCUGUGCAUUGCACGUGAUUUUAAUGCAAGAAAAUAGUAAAUUCACAUUGGAUCAAUAA